AUGGCCUGGCUUCAGAUUUUCGUUGUUUUCCUCCUCUGUGUGUGCUCAGCCGUUGUUGGUGAGCCAUGCACGAAUCCAGCCAAGCGAAGAGCAUGGCAUACCCUAAGCAAUGCAGACAAGCUUGCUUACAUCAAUGCUGAGCUUUGUCUGAUGCAGAAGCCGGCAAGACUCGGUCUCCCAGGAGCCAAGACCAGGUUCGACGAGCUCCAGGCCAUCCACCAGCUGCAAGCAUACGCGACCCAUUUCGUUGGCUCCUUCUUGCCUUUCCAUAGGCUCAUGAUGCAUGCCCACGAAAGUGCUCUACGUUCCGAGUGCGGAUACACUGGAUACCAGCCAUACUGGCAUGAACAAAUCGACGCCGGAAAAUUCAGCCGCUCAGUGCUCCUCGACGCAACCUAUGGCUUCGGUGGCGACGGCUCGAGAACGACGGGAUGUAUAACAAACGGCCCCUUUGUGAACUACACCAACUCCCUGGGACCGGGAUACGAGGUAACCAGCCACUGCAUCAACCGGCGAAUCAGCGACCUCGCCAGCAUGGGCUCUUCGCAAGCUCAAGUGGACGCAUGUCUCGCAAUGAAAGACUUUGAGACUGCAUGGCCAUGUAUCGAAGGACAGCCGCACUCUGGGGGACACGCGGGAGUAGGCGGACAGAUGCAAAAUGGCGUUUCGAGCCCCGGUGACCCUCUUUUCUACCUGCACCAUACCUGGCUGGACAAGGUGUUCUGGGAUUGGCAGGCAAGGGACAGAGCCGUGAGGGUUUCCAGGAUUGCUGGGACAAACAUUGGGCCUGAUUUCGCCCCUGGUUUCCCUCCAAGACCGGCUAGCAUUCCAAAACCGACAGGCGCCGAUGGAGAUCCGGGUAGAGUGACUACUAUGGGGCAUGUUCUGAACAUGUAUGGGAACGGUCCAAACAAGACAAUUGCCGAUGUGAUGGACAUCCAAGGGGACUUUCUCUGCUAUGAGUAUGUUGAGCCGUAG
Molecule: messenger RNA, 978 nt
Organism: Canariomyces notabilis
Lineage: Eukaryota; Fungi; Ascomycota; Sordariomycetes; Sordariales; Chaetomiaceae
Product: Di-copper centre-containing protein
Exons: 5
Coding region: 1-978 (325 amino acids)
Molecular function (GO): oxidoreductase activity
Source: RefSeq, a predicted model, not a curated record